GGCCAAAUUAUAGUCCAGGAGACAAGAACUGCUCAACUGAUAUAAAGUGACUGCCGGAGCAGCACAAACCACGUGUUCGAUGUAUUUUUUUGCUGCCUUUAUAUGGCUACGGUCAGGACUUGAAUACUCUCCAUGAUAUGUGCUUUGCAAAACGUCCCUUUGUAACGUGCCUUCCUUGCAGUGUAAUGUAGUGAAAAUAUGUGAAGUUAUUAAUUAUCACCCAGAGAGAAGACAUACUCUUUUCUGAUUGGCUGGUAGGGUGGCUAUUAAUUAUGAAUAACGGGACAUCUAUGAAGUAGAUCUGGUAAAAAAAAAUGACACAUAUUGUGAUUGUACUUUAACUUAUUUUGUAUUGUUGUUUUGAGUUCCCGAUUAGACAGGCAGAUGACAAAUUAUUUACAAAUGACAAAUUAUUUACCUAGCUGGUAUUCCAAGUGGGCCUAGACAUUGCAGCCCCAGUGUCUAUUAAUGGCCUAUCUUAGCGUGCUCAAUUGAAGUUUCCACAGCAGUGAACAGUGGAUCAAUCUGUGACCCCCUUGGAAAAAUAUAAUGCCCGUCCGUGAAUUGGUGUCUGCUGCCGGGUCUGGUACCAACCUGGUUAAAGAAGUGAUCUGUCUGGAUAUAAGUCACUCCAUCCAAGGAUUGUCACUCGUGGCAAAAUGAACCGUAAAGAGACAAGCUUCCUAGCAGAUGUUGCCAUGCACCGUCUAAUAUGUUGGGGUGUUCUAUUUGCUGUCCAAUUGCAUCCUAUAUCAGGUUGGACUAAGCCAGUGGUCUCUGCCCAGCUGUCAGUCAUGACGGUGAAGGACGAGGUUGAGCUGCACUGUGACCCGCAGCCUCCAAACACUCAGUGGACGUGCCUUUUUAAUUCCAGUUCCCAAAAGGACCUUUUAACCCCAACGAACAAAGGACACUGCACAGUGACUGUGAAAGGAGAUAAGCUACUGGAACAUAAUGCUGGCUACAAAACAAAUACACACAUCUCAUGUGGUUGCACUCUGGAUAAUACCACAAUAUAUAGUGAGAAUAUUACGGUGGUGGUUUUCAAUUUUGAUCUGCCCAUAAAAUACACAAUUAUUGCAAUGGUUGUGUUUGGAGUCUUCAACUUGGCCACUCUGUGUGUCCUUGCAUGGGGAUGCUACAUCAUAUUGCCCAUUGCAAGAAACAGAACACCUCCACUUCUUCCCAGAAGUAAUCAAAAUCAACCAACUAACAUGGAUCAUCAGAGCACUGGCAGUGUUAAAGAAGCAGCGGAUGCAGAAAAAGAGGGGGGGCCUGGUGAGGACGAACUGUUCUAUGCUACAGUGAGGCACCCUACCGAUGUAAGAAGAUCACCACAGGUGUAUCGGUUUGAGCAGGGCACUGAGUAUGCUACGGUGCUCAUCAACUGACCAAUGCUGCCCUUUAAUGACUCUGUGCAAUGAUAGACCUGUUAUCCUAGAGAUUAUGCAUGUUUCUGCGAAGCUGCAAAAUGUGUUGCGCCCUGCAGGUAACCCCCAGAUUAUAGUCAACGUCAGACGUUUCUCAGACGUAACCCUAGGCCUAGGCAGUUAGGACCCACGAUACCCCCAAGAGGUUAUUGCAGGUAGCAGGGACCUACUGUCGAGCGAAGUUGCACGUCUUCCCUCUGCGGCGCAGAUAACCUAUUACUCCUAUUUUAUAUAAAUAUCCCCCUUGGAAGUUGAUCCGUAGAGGAUUUAUUGGGAUGCUAUAAAAUAAAGAGCAGCUACGCCUAGGUCUCGGACAGUUGGCUAACGUGCAAAGAUGUUUGACCCUAGAGAUUAUCUAGAGACACAGGCAGGGGCGUCAUGCAGGGCAAAAUUCAGAGGGGGCACAAUCAGGGCCGGAGAUUUCGAAAUUCUGGCUGCUAAACAUACCAUUUCAAUGCAGUUUGGGAGGGACAGAAAUACCUUAACAGAGCAAGCAGAAACCAUCCUCUAAGCAAGGACUAAGCUAAAGUAUCUAUUUUGUAAGUUAAUGUAAAACACAUAGGUUGGUGAAAGAACUGUAAGCUCAAAUUCAGCUCAUUACAGCAUGUUUAGACACAUACAUUUACAC
Messenger RNA from Alosa sapidissima (American shad), 2058 nucleotides. RefSeq lists its product as uncharacterized. The transcript is spliced from 9 exons. Lineage: Eukaryota; Metazoa; Chordata; Actinopteri; Clupeiformes; Clupeidae. The record is from RefSeq and is a predicted model, not a curated record. Bases 660 to 1391 code for a protein of 243 amino acids.